Molecule: messenger RNA, 969 nt
Organism: Puccinia triticina
Lineage: Eukaryota; Fungi; Basidiomycota; Pucciniomycetes; Pucciniales; Pucciniaceae
Exons: 4
Coding region: 1-969 (322 amino acids)
Biological process (GO): protein import into nucleus
Cellular component (GO): nuclear membrane; cytoplasm
Source: RefSeq, a predicted model, not a curated record
AUGACUACUGCAACUACAACACCGGUGAUUCAACUGAUCCUAUGCUUCCUGAUUGCCCUCCAACCCAAGCUCACUCAAGACCAAGACGAUCCAGACAAGAUGCGUGGCUAUUACCGGAUCUUUGUCGAAGCUGGGGAAUGGUACACCCCAUUGAUCCUCCGCCAUCCAGAAACCUUCUUGCCGACCGUUCCUGCUAUUCGCUCCUGCUGUGAUUACGAGGAUCUCGAGGUGUUUGGAAUCACUCAACUUUUGACAUCUACUCCAGUCUGGCACAAACUAUCAUCCGCCAUCUCCACUAUCCCGACGAUCCCAGCUCUCAAGUCGGCCAGGAAGCCGAUGAUUUCCAGUAAUCGUGUAUUCCCUCUCCUCAACGAGAACAAUGCUUCCACGAUCUCUGAUGUGAUCGAUGAUUACAUACAUCUUUUAUCAAGCUUGAUGGACUACCAGGACCAGAUCCUGAUCUCUUUGAACUGUUUUCAUCAAUCCUUCCCACUGGUGCUGACAUGUCUCGAGUUCUUCGAUCCCGAGCCAAUAUUCACCAGUCUGAACUACAUCCGAGAGAUCCUUGGGCACUCGAGUCUAGAGCUACAGGCGGCAGCCUCAUCAUCAUCUGGGGCAGGGGGGAAGCCCGGGUCGGCGACGAGCAAUGCUGCUCCUGGCUCGAAUCAGGUGUCUAUUCCGGUCGCUCCGGCGGGCUACAAUCUGCUUGCACAGUCGAUCAAUCAACUUGUCACACAGAACGGAUACUUGACCUCCGACGUCUUGCUCAAGAGAACCCUCACUGACUUCCCCGAAGACUGCCUCUCCACCGUCAUCAUCCUCUUCAGGCUUUUGGCCGACUUUUAUCCCACCCAAUUGGCGUCUUGGGUCCCCUCAGUCAUCGAACGUUUGCCCCCCAAGGUCGCCACUAUCCCUGAUAAGGAGAAAUUCCUCCUCGCUUUUAAACAGCAAGCCUUGUCUCUCUGCUAA